CUAGCAAAACAUAUCAAAACACACUCUCCACUCCAAAUUCUUUUUCCACACACACAACACACACUAAAUUAACAUGGAAAACUUCGAUGAUGAUUACACAAAGUAUUGGGAAGCCAACAUGUUCCUCCAAACCGAAGAGCUAGGAAGUUACUUCGAUGAGGCUAUAUCGGUCUACUACGACUCGAGCUCACCGGACGGUGUGCAGUCGACGUCGCCGGCGUCGAAGAACAUAGUGUCGGAGAGGAAUAGGCGGAAGAAGCUAAAUGAGAGGCUCUAUGCACUAAGAGCUGUGGUCCCAAACAUUACAAAGAUGGACAAAGCAUCAAUAAUUAGAGAUGCCAUUGGGUAUAUCAAAUCACUUCAAGAUGAGGAACGAAGAAUUGUUGCUGAGGUAUCGGAUUUGGAACUGAAUAAUGAUUUUUUUGGGAUGGAUGAAGAUGUUAUGAAAUUUCGUUCUAACUCAAAAAGGACAAAAGUUGAGAAGGCAUCGGCGGCACCUGUUGAGAUGCUUGAGCUUAGGGUAUCGAAUAUGGGUGAGAAUGUGGUGGUGGUGAGUUUGAGCUGCAGUAAAAGGAGAGACACAAUGAUAAGAUUAUGUGAAGCCUUUGAGUCUUUGAAGCUAAAAAUCAUUACUUGUAGCAUCAAUGCUUUCUCUGGUAGACUAUUCAAGACUCUUUUUCUAGAGGGUAAUGAUGAAGAUGAAGAUGUUUUAAGAGUAAAGAUAGAAGCUGCCAUAGCUGCAGCUAACUCUAAAUAAUCCUUAAUUAAUUACAUGAUGUAUAAUGAUGUGUCGUGUAUUUUAAUUAGAAAAUUUUCUUUCUUGUUUUGUACAGUGGAAUUGAGCUUAAUUAUGUUUUGCUUGAUCGGAAAAAACCCUUACACAA
Molecule: messenger RNA, 884 nt
Organism: Salvia splendens (bonfire salvia)
Lineage: Eukaryota; Viridiplantae; Streptophyta; Magnoliopsida; Lamiales; Lamiaceae
Product: transcription factor bHLH35
Exons: 5
Coding region: 74-757 (227 amino acids)
Biological process (GO): regulation of DNA-templated transcription
Cellular component (GO): nucleus
Molecular function (GO): sequence-specific DNA binding; DNA-binding transcription factor activity; protein dimerization activity
Source: RefSeq, a predicted model, not a curated record